Messenger RNA from Mya arenaria, 801 nucleotides. Its product is annotated as putative nuclease HARBI1. The transcript has 4 exons. The coding region runs from base 1 to 801 and encodes 266 amino acids. The record is from RefSeq and is a predicted model, not a curated record. Lineage: Eukaryota; Metazoa; Mollusca; Bivalvia; Myida; Myidae.
AUGGCUGCCGUUAUUGGCUGUUUAGUAAAUAUACCACGGAAAAAUAGAGAAUUUAGAGUAAUAAACUUAAAUGAAAGCCUAAAUGAUGAAGAAUUGAGAAGAAGGUUCAGGUUUGGAAGAAGAGGAAUAGAGUAUUUGGCCGAUUUGCUGAGAGAGGACCUAGCUAGGGAAACAGACAGAAGUUGUAGCCUGUCAGUCGAGGAACAAGUCUGUAUAGCGCUGAGGUACUACGCUUCAGUUUCAUUUAUGCAGGUUGUUGGGGACACACAUGGGAGACAUAAAAGUACUGUUUGUAGAGUUGUGGAUAAGGUUACCAAAGAGAUAGUGAAGCGUCAGAAGCAGUACAUUAAGUGGCCAGUUGAUGAAGCUACCAAGAGACGAGUGAAGUCUGAGUUUAGCAACAAAGCUGGAUUUCCAGGUGUUAUGGGAAAAUUCACAUUUAUCAAUGCUCAGUGGCCUGGAUCAGCUCACGAUAGCUUUAUAUUCAGAACAUCCACACUUGGAUGCCACAUGGAGAGAAACCACAGGGGUUUGGAAGAUGGGAUUAUUCUUGGAGACAGCGGGUAUGCGUGUUCAAGAUACUUGAUGACACCAUACAGAGUUGCAGACACCAACCAAAAGACAAACUUCAAUAGGGGGCUCUGCAGAACAAGGUUGAGAAAAACACCAGCCAAUGCAUCAGAAGUGAUUGUGGCGUGUGCUGUUCUCCACAAUAUAGCCAUCAUGCUGCAAGAACCUGAUGUGCCUGAUGAUGACAAUGACGAUGGGGCAGACGCACAAAUACCAUAUGCAGGCAGAUAG